AUGCUUUCCACCGGUGAACGUCCUCAGUUACCGAUGAUACCAUCCGUUGUCGACUCUACUAUUCUAUCCAGAGAACAGGCGCACAUCAAGUCCAACCUCCAGUCCAAUGCCACAUUUACAACAACUACACAGAACCCUGUUGUGGCAACACAACAUAUAUGGGUAGUGACUGGACCUGCGGGAUGCGGAAAAAGCACAGUGGGCCAAGCCCUACACCAAAAGCUCGGAGUACCAUUCUUAGAAGGCGAUGAUUUCCAUCCCAUAUCUAAUAAGGAAAAAAUGAGCAAUGGCAACCCCCUUACUGACGAAGAUCGAUGGGAUUGGCUUAUAUCUCUACGCAACGCCGCUAUUGAGGCGUUGUCACCCUCUGAAUCUAAUAACUUUCACCCACCUGCCGGUGUGGUUGUAUCUUGCUCGGCUCUAAAGCGCAAGUACCGUGAUGUUAUACGUGUUGCUGCCUACGGUUCUCCAUCCGUUCAGAUCCAUUUUAUAUACCUCAAGCUCACCGAAGCUGAGCUCCUACGGCGUGUCAGCCAGCGCCAAUCACACUAUAUGAAAAGCGAUAUGGUUCGCUCUCAGAUUACGGCGCUGGAGGAGCCUCAGAGCGAGUGGGAUGCUAUCACUAUCAAUGUGGAGAACUCACAGGAACACGUGAAGCAGCAAGUAUUCGAUGCUGUUGCUGCGAAGAUUGCCGAGGCUUCAUACAAGGCAUAA
Penicillium taxi is the source of this 714-nucleotide messenger RNA. RefSeq names its product gluconokinase. Bases 1 to 714 code for a protein of 237 amino acids. The record is from RefSeq and is a predicted model, not a curated record. Gene Ontology annotation, cellular component: cytoplasm. NCBI's taxonomy places the organism in Eukaryota, Fungi, Ascomycota, Eurotiomycetes, Eurotiales, Aspergillaceae. Gene Ontology annotation, molecular function: gluconokinase activity. The transcript is spliced from 2 exons.